AUGGCUAUCGCCCCAUCAGCGGGAAUUCUGUGCAUAGGCUUGUUGAAACGUGCUCGACGGAAGAAAGAAAUAUCAAGGAAGCAGGCGGUGAAGGACUUGGAGCUAACCGGGAUUCUCAAACAUUAUAAUGCUAAUUUAAAACUUCUCGAACCAUCUCACAUCUCUCUCUCUCUCUCUCUCUCUCUCUACAUCUCCGAGUUGACUCGCCGGAGCACGGCCGCGCCAUGGGAGUCCCCGCCUUCUAUCGGUGGCUCGCCGAUCGGUACCCAAGCUCAAUCGCCGACGUCGUCGAGGAUCAUCCAUCCGUGCUUUCACCCCGACGGCAGGGGUGCUAUCAAUUUACUGGUGAUGGUUUAUAGGAGGGGGUUUACUGCCAUGGGAGGUUACCUUACUGAAGCAGGCGAGGUCAUGUUAGACAGAGUAGAACAUUUUAUCCACUCUGUUGCUGUCUACGAAUAUCAAAAUUUUCAGAAGCAGGCUCGCAUACAGCAGGCAUUGGAGAAUAAUGAAGAAAUGAGAUCUAGAUCAAGAAGAGUCAUCAGAAGAAUUACAAAGUCCAGUUGUUGACAAGGUUUUGAAAUACGUCAAAGGUUUACGUUGGGUCUGUUGGUAUUAUUACCAAGGUGUUCGAUCCUGGCAACGGUGAGUUUUACCAUUAAGGUCUGCAAGAAACAAUACUAAUCCAUCUUGACGUGCCUUUUAAUAGCAAUUAUCCGAUUCCAUUGCCUAGAAUGUGCUUAUAAACUGUGUGUAUUGGACGGUACUUUGAAGACCUCCUACUGGGAUAUUUAGCAAAGAUCUUGUUAUUUUGUUUAGUCAGAUGAAUCCUGCAUGCUUCAUUUUCUGGGUAGCUUUACUCGAAAUGUAUUGAAUAACCAUACUAUGAUUUCCCUACUGUCAGUGCUACUGUUAAGUUGCAAUUUGGUUUUCAUGCUACACUAGUUUUUAUUAGCCUAUUUUUUAUAUCUGAAUUAUUGAAA
Molecule: messenger RNA, 980 nt
Organism: Eucalyptus grandis
Lineage: Eukaryota; Viridiplantae; Streptophyta; Magnoliopsida; Myrtales; Myrtaceae
Exons: 7
Coding region: 1-567 (188 amino acids)
Biological process (GO): nuclear-transcribed mRNA catabolic process
Cellular component (GO): nucleus
Molecular function (GO): 5'-3' RNA exonuclease activity; RNA binding
Source: RefSeq, a predicted model, not a curated record